GAAUAUUCAUUCAGUUAGCAACGCUCAGGCGAGGUGGACGAAGGUGUGUGUGCUAUGUGUGAGGCCGCGCGCGGCUCCCCUCGUGAAGUGUGUUGACGCGUUAGUGUGACAGUUCUUGCGGUGAAUUCUUUGCUCGCGCGAGACGGAGAAACAGACAGAAGACAUGUUGACCUCAAGUGGAAAUCAGUACCUUCGGCCAGAGUACCUCAACCCCAUCCAGGGCCACUCCAUCGAGCUGGACGCCAAGAAAUCCCCGCUCGCCCUGCUGGCCCAGACCUGCUCCUCCAUAGGGGCAGACCUCACGCAGAAGGGCGGCAUCGCCUCCGUGGACAAGGCCUCCAAGGGCAAGUCCUCCCCCGGGGCCAAGUCUCCGGGCGCCACCCUCAAUAUAUCACCCUCUGACGACCCCGCCAAGACCACGCCCUCCGCCGCCUCCUCCUUCAAGCCCUACGAGAAGAAGGACGACGACGACCGCAUCAGCCCCAGCAAAAGGUCCUCGCCACACUCCCGCUCCCCCGGGUGUAGCCAGCCCAGCGCCGAGAGGUCAUCCUCCAGGGGCAGCGACAGCGGCAGGUCGUCCUCGAGGAACAGGGACCCGCCCUCCUCUUCCUCCAUCUCGCCGCGGGUGUCCUCCCCCGCCGUCACCCCCAAGAGCAGCUCCUCCGUCUCCGCCUUCAGCUGCCACGCCCUGUCCAGCCUGGGCGACCUCACCAAGGACCCGCUGGCCGCCUACAAGCUGGCGCCCAGCCUCUACCCGCACCUGGCGCUCGGCCUCGAUCCCCUGGGCGCCGCAGGGCUCUCAGCCCUCACAGCCAAGGUCCCCACCAGCACAUCGGCGGCGCUUUCCAGCCCUUACAUCGGCUACGCGAGAGUCAAGACGGCGAACGGCACGGAGACGGUAGUGCCAGUGUGCCGUGACCCCUACUGCAGCGGGUGCCAGAUCAACGCCCACGCGGCACAGGUCGUCAACGGCACCUGUCCCCCUGGAUGCUCGCAAUGCUCCCAGAUCGCAGCGCACACCAAGAACCUCGCCGCCCUGCCCGGCCUCCUGCCCUCCUUGCCCGCCUCCACCCUCAGCGGUCUGUAUCCUCCCCCGGGGCUGGUGGGCGGCUCACACCAACCCUACGUCUGCAACUGGAUAGCGGGGGACACCUUCUGCGGGAAGCGGUUCUCCACCUCAGAGGAACUUCUUCAGCACCUUCGAAGUCACACCAACCUCUCCACCUCCGACUCCUCGCUCUCACUCCACGCCCUCCACCACCCACUCCUCGCCGGGCACCUCCCACGAGGCUACCCCACUCCACCCCUCUCACCCCUCUCAGCAGCACGCUACCACCCCUAUGCCAAGCCGCCUCUUGCUCACCUCCCCCCGACGGCUCCACUCCCCGCCUCCGCCCUCUCCGCAGCCACCCUAUCCGGCCUCCACCCACAUCCCCUCUCCGCCUACUACAACCCCUACUCCUUGUACGCCCGGGGACUUGGGGCCACCGCAGGGCUUCACUAGUGUUUCCAGCCCACGCCCGUGCCUGUGGGUGGCGAGGGCGAGGACAUUGGGUGUCUGAGGGGCGUUCUGAAGGGCGUCUCCUCAACUGUGUGCUGUGAUGUUACUUCUUCAAUAUGUACAAAUCAGUGUUUUAUGUGAAGAAAGAUAUUCGAGUCAUGCUUUUUGUUAACGUUUACGACUACUGGAGAGAGAGAGAGAGAGAGAGAGAGAGUCUGUUAUAUCGUUUCCUUUAUCAAUGUUUUAUGUGUGUGUGUGCGUGUGUGUGAGAGAGAGAGAGUGGACGCGGACGUAAGAGAAAGACAUGUUUUACUUAAUGAUCUGUGAUUUUUCUUUUGAACGUCGAGGACAAUCAUAUUAGUUUUAUCUUUCGUUCGUUCUCCCCAAGUCAAGGCGGGGACUGUGAUCUCAUGUGAGGGUGGGGAGGAGGAGGAGGAGGGGGGGUGAAGAUGGCUAGGUGGGGAAGGGCGGGGAGGCUGGGGUAUGGGGCGGGCUACCCUUCCCCUCCUCCCCUCACUCCCCCCAUCACAGCUAACAACCGGCGCCCCAAGAUGUUGUGACACUGUACCACCACAACCACCUGCCAGCACCCCUUCCCCCCUCCCCCAACACCUCCCCCCCCCCACCCCUAACACACCCUCACCCUAUAUAUUCACUGUACAUUUCCUGUGUGUGUCAUGUCAUGUGUUUUCAGCAGACGCAGCGAAGUAUCUGUUUGUAUAUUUAUUGUACAAUAUCUGUAAGCCAAGUUUUAGAGGGAAAUACAUUUAUUUACAGAUCGACAA
This is a messenger RNA of Eriocheir sinensis (Chinese mitten crab), 2286 nucleotides long. Its product is annotated as zinc finger protein Noc-like. NCBI's taxonomy places the organism in Eukaryota, Metazoa, Arthropoda, Malacostraca, Decapoda, Varunidae. The transcript has 4 exons. Gene Ontology annotation, biological process: negative regulation of DNA-templated transcription. Gene Ontology annotation, cellular component: nucleus. The coding region runs from base 164 to 1504 and encodes 446 amino acids. The record is from RefSeq and is a predicted model, not a curated record.